UUUUUUUUUUAUUUUCUUUUUGCCAUCUUUUCAAGGGUAUUUGAUACACAUUAAUAUCUAUUAUCCUGCUCAAUGAAAAAUAUGUUAAUAAAUUUAAAUAUUAAUCCUAGCUAUAUUUAUUUUCAAUUUUUUUUUCGUUUCUAUAUUUAAAUAAAUUUUCUAAAUUCAAGAAAAAUUAAUAAUAAUAUUUAUUGAAAUAUUAUUCAUCUCUCAAUGAGUCAUUCAGCAAAAAAAAAUUAAUUUUAUUUCUAUUGUAUUUAUAAUAAAAGAAUGACAAAAAAAAAAAAAACAAAAAAAAAAAAUGAUAAUUUAUUAAUGAGAAUAAUAAUUAUGAUAGAUACUAUAAUAUAGAAAAAAAAAAUAAAUAAAUGCGUUUAAAAAUGAAAGGCAUAUGAAGGUCAAUUUUUAGAAUGUAAGUAAAAUUUCAUUGAGAUAACGGUUUUUUACUCAGCACCAAAGCCAACUGUUGGCUCUCUCGUUAGUCGAAACUUUCAUAUUGUUAACAGUGGUGUGCGUGAGACGAUCGAAAUACCAAAAGAAAAAUAAAUCAAUAUAAAUUGUAAAAUAUCUAUAUCUUUAUAAAAUUAUAAAUGAAAAAAUUAAAAUAAUGUGGUUGAUAUUAUUUUCAUACUUAUCAGUUGUGAAUUGUUUACAACUUACUUCUUACAUAUCAUCAGGUGGUCUUCAUGGUGAAAUACAUUUUAAACAAGGUCCUGAUAAUUCAGUGACAAUUCAUCUAGCUCUAAAUACAACUCUUCAAUAUCCAGAACAACAGUGGCUAUGGUCAAUAACUAAAUUUCCAGUUGAUUAUACAAAAAUUGAUGAUCGAUGUGAUGAUGAACAUCUUGGAGAAAAGAUCAUUGAUUUAACAGAUAUUUUGGGUCCUUUAAUUCUUCCUGGAAAUGAAACAAGUGUUGUCAAUGUACCAGGUAUAAAUUUAACAGGAGAAAAUGGAUUAUGGGGUAAAGGAAUAAUUUUAAUUGAUACAUUAUCAACAAAAAUAAUUUGUGCAUCAAUAAUUGUACAUGAAAAAAAUUAUGAAAAACAUGCUGAGGCAAAAUUUUAUGGUCCAAUAUCUGGUAGUAUAUGGUUUCGUUGGCUUGGUGGUAAUUCUGCAUCAUCAACAACAGAUACAAUAAUUUAUUCUGAUUUAUAUCAUACAAGUAUUAAAAAAAAUUCAACAAUUAGCUUUACUGAACAUAAUUGGAAAAUAUAUGUUACAGAUAUAUUUGAUAAUAGUAAAGAUAUUAAAAAUUGUAAUACAUUACAGUCAAUAUUUGAUCCAAAUAAUCAAGGUUAUGGUAAAUCAAUUGGUGAUAUUGAUAAAAGACUUGGUAAAAUUAAAAUAUCAAAUAAUAAUAAAAAGCUCAAAAAUACAUAUAAAGAUAAAAUGACUGAAACAAUUCCAGUUGAUGUAUAUGAUUUAUAUCGUUCACUUUAUAUUAUUAUAUUUCAUGAAACAAUGAAUGAUUCAUUUUUAACAUGUGCUAAAAUUAAACCACGUAAAGUAAUAUUAACAAAGAGUUUAAUUAAUUCACAUGGUAUAAAAGGUGAAAUAACAUUCACCCAAGAAACUCCAUAUCAUCCAACAUGGAUAAACGUUACAUUAAAUCCAAUUGAUGAUUUAGAAACACGUUUACGUUAUGAAACAAAAACAUCAGCAUAUAAAAUUCAUCAACUUCCACGUGAUCCACUUGAUACAAGUCAUAAAAUUGGUAAAUCAUGUUCAAGCACAAAAGAAAUAUUUAAUCCUGUAAAUAUUGAUGAUAAAGCAGUACCACCACCAGGACUUGGUACUCAAGAUCAAUAUGCAAUUGGUGAUUUAUCAGGUAAAUUACAAGGACGAAUUGAAGGUAUGAAUCAUCAUGAUAUUCUUCCUGGUAGUGCCAAGUUAAAUGGUAUUUAUUGGGAUGUUUAUUUGCCUCUAUCUGGUAGUCACAGUGUUGUUCAUCGUUCACUUGUCAUUUACAAAUAUGAUGAGAUUAAUAAUAAAGACAUGAUAACUUGGAUAUGCAGUAAUAUUGUACCAUAUGCAUCACAAACUGGUGGACCAUUAUCUGUACAAACAGCACAAGCUGUAUUUCAUUAUCCAAUUGUUGGAAGAAUAAUAUUUCGACAAGUUGAAAAUGAGCCGGAUAGUGAUACAACAAUUAUUGUUGAAAAAUUAAUUCAUGCUGAUGGUAGAUCAACAAAUAAUUCAGCUGAUCAUAGAUGGAUGAUACAUGAUAAUCCACCAGGCAAAGAUUAUUACAACUGGACAGCAAGAUGUAUAAGUGCUGGAAAGCCAUACAAUCCAUAUAAAAUUGAUUGGGAUAUUCUUUAUCCAGAACAUUGUACUAUGAAUAGAUUAAAUUACUGUCGUCUUGGUGAUUUAACACGACAUGGUCAUCUACAUAUUGCUGGACAAAAAUUAUAUGGACUGAAUCUUACAAAAAUAUUAUUCACUGAUUCAUUGCUACCAUUGUCAGGACCACAAAGUAUUAUUGGUAAAAGUCUUGUUAUUUAUGAUGAUCAUGGACCAGUUGCACGAGGUGAACGACUAGCUUGUACAAUAAUAAGCAGAGUCCACAGAAAUAAAGCUGUUGCUAAAGAUUGGUUUGGUAAUGGACAGCCAAUUUCUUUACAUGGAAAAUUUGAAUUUAUACAACAAACUGAGUAUGAUAUAACUGGUGUGGAGCUGCUGCUUGAAGAUCUUGAUGGAAAAACAAAUAACUAUCAAAUUUAUAAGGUACCAGUUGAAAUAGACCUGGAAUUUCCAUGUGAACCAACGUCACUUUACGAUUCAUUUGAUCCUUUCAACAUGAGUGAUACUCUAUCACCACCAUCUGGCAAAGGAACCAAUGAUCAGUAUGGAAUUGGUAACUUAAGUGGCAAGUUUGGUACUUUGGAAAAUCGAUCACGAUAUAGUGCAACAUUUAAUGACACAACAUUACCACUGUUUGGUUAUCAGAGUAUACUAGGAAGAAGUAUAAUAAUACAUAAAAAAGAUAAUGACUUUAGAUGGGCAUGCUCGUCAAUUGAACGUGGAUAUGCACCAUCUGAAGCUAGAGAAAUACGAGCAAUUGCAUCUUUUCAUCAUCCAUAUGGAUUUGCUUGGGGAUACAUUAGAAUGACACAAUUGAUUUACAAUGACAACAGUAAAAGUGAAACAAUUAUUGAAGUUAAAUUGAGAUAUCCUGGUGAAAAUGAUAAAAAUACUACUAGAAAUCACAAUUGGGAAAUUUGGGUUAAUGGAGUUGGUGUUGAUGCUGUGGUCAAGGUCAAAGACACACGCUGUGUUGCUGGUGGUUACAUAUGGAAUCCAUAUUUUACUCAACUAGCUGAUCCAUUAAACCAAGAUCUUUACAGACAAGAGUGUGGUCCUGAUUUACCACUGCGUUGUUAUGUUGGUGAUUUAUCAGCACGUUUAGGACCAAUUGAUAUUGGACUUGAAAGAAAAAUUUUUAUUGAUAAAAAUUUUCCACUUGAAGGAGUUGUUACAGCGGUUGGAAGAUCUAUUGUUAUUUUUGAUGAAAAUUUUGGUAAUCAAAAGCUAGCUUGUGCUACAAUACAGCCGGAUUAUGAUUUUAUUAAAUAUGCUAAUAUUAGAAGACCACCAAGAUUUGUUGUACCACAAUUUUUGGAAGACGUGAGAAAAGUUAUGGGAAUACCUGAGUGGAUGUUGUCAGUUGACAGCCGAAAGACAAAGAUUCUUCAUAACGGAGCUUGCAUACAGUUUUUAUUGCAUUUUAAGGGACCAAUUGCAGGUAGAUUGGAAAAAGAUUUUAGUAAAUUAUUGGCAACUGGAAAACUGGAUGAACCGAGUUUAUCUAUAACAGGAUAUAUAUCAACAAAGAGAAAAAAAACACUGGCAUAUAGACAAUGUAAUUCUCGUGAUCCAAAUGCAAAUCGAAAAAAUGAUUCAUCAACACUUGAUGUUUCAGUUAUUCUUAGGGUUACGUACUUAUUUUUAUUUCAAGUAAUAAUCUUCAAUUCGAAUUAAUUUAUGGAGGAUAGAAAUUAUUUUUUCAAUUUUGUAAAUAUAAUAAAAUAAGUUAAUAAUAUGGAAAACCAA
Messenger RNA from Aphidius gifuensis, 4054 nucleotides. RefSeq lists its product as uncharacterized. Gene Ontology annotation, biological process: superoxide metabolic process. The coding region runs from base 608 to 3982 and encodes 1124 amino acids. Lineage: Eukaryota; Metazoa; Arthropoda; Insecta; Hymenoptera; Braconidae. The transcript is spliced from 12 exons. Gene Ontology annotation, molecular function: metal ion binding. The record is from RefSeq and is a predicted model, not a curated record.